Ixodes scapularis (black-legged tick) is the source of this 2465-nucleotide messenger RNA. RefSeq names its product cleavage and polyadenylation specificity factor subunit 2 (gene CPSF2). The transcript has 16 exons. The coding region runs from base 223 to 2439 and encodes 738 amino acids. The record is from RefSeq and is a predicted model, not a curated record. NCBI's taxonomy places the organism in Eukaryota, Metazoa, Arthropoda, Arachnida, Ixodida, Ixodidae. Gene Ontology annotation, biological process: mRNA 3'-end processing by stem-loop binding and cleavage. Gene Ontology annotation, cellular component: mRNA cleavage and polyadenylation specificity factor complex. Gene Ontology annotation, molecular function: RNA binding.
CCAAUCUGUCUUCAAUCCAAAUAUUUGCGACAAUAAUGGCGGCGCCGGCAGCUCUUUUUCGCGCGGUGACUUCUCGGAGGUCUUGUAGUACCAUCGAAUUCUGUGUUUAGCGAGAAGAGCAAACACCAGCGCGUCCGUAUGAUGCGAAACUGAUAUCACUUUCCUGUGUAUAUAGAAUCGUGUCUGCGAAUAACGUAGACUGCCUGAGCCCGACUGCUCGCCAUGACUUCCAUCAUCAAGCUUCACGCCAUCUCCGGCGUUCAAGACGAAUCGCCUCAAUGUUACCUUCUACAAGUAGAUGAGUUUAAGUUUCUGCUAGACUGCGGUUGGGAUGAAUUUUUCAGCCUGCAGGCCAUCAAGGAGAUGAAAAAGCAUGCGAGCCAGGUGGACGCGGUGUUGCUAUCUUUCCCCGACUGCGGCCACCUGGGGGCGCUACCGUACCUCGUGGGGCAGUGCGACCUCAAGUGCCCCAUCUACGCCACGGUGCCCGUCUACAAGAUGGGCCAGAUGUUCAUGUACGACCUGUUCCAGUCCCGGCACAACAUGGAGGACUUCACCCUCUUCACGCUGGACGACGUCGACGCGGCGUUUGACAAGAUCAUCCAGCUCAAGUACAGCCAGACCGUGGCGCUGAAAGGCAAGGGCCAGGGCCUGUCUAUCACGCCGCUGGCCGCGGGCCAUAUGAUCGGCGGCACAAUCUGGCGUAUCGUCAAGGACGGCGAGGAGGACAUUGUGUACGCGGUGGACUUCAACCACAAGAAGGAGCGCCACCUCAACGGCUGCGUCAUGGAAACACUCACGCGGCCCUCUCUUCUCAUCACCGACGCCUACAACGCAAACUAUGUCCAGGCCAGGAGGCGCACCCGCGACGAGCAGCUCAUGACCAACAUCCUGCAGACCCUAAGGAACGGCGGCAAUGUUCUGGUGUCCGUGGACACGGCAGGGAGAGUUCUGGAGCUUGCUCACAUGCUGGAACAACUGUGGCGCAACCAGGACUCCGGCCUUAUGGCAUACUCGCUGGCGCUCCUCAACAACGUCAGUUACAACGUGGUCGAGUUUGCAAAGUCUCAGGUGGAAUGGAUGAGUGACAAGGUGAUGCGCUCCUUUGAAGGGGCACGCAACAAUCCGUUCCAGUUUCGGCACCUCCAGCUCUGCCACGGCCUCGCCGAGCUGGCACGCGUGCCUGAGCCCAAGGUGGUGCUGGCGAGCAUGGCGGACAUGGAGUGCGGUUUCUCCCGGGAGCUGUUUGUGCAGUGGUGCCGCAGCCCCAAGAACAGCGUGGUGCUCACCAGCAGGACCGCCCCCGGCACCCUGGCGAGGCAGCUGGUGGAGAACCCACAUCAGCAGACGCUCACCAUCAAGGUGAAGAAGCGCGUCCGUCUAGAGGGCUCCGAACUGGAGGAGUACAUGCGCAGGGAGAAGGAGCUGGCCGCGGCACGACACAAGGCAGAGAGAGACACGGAACUGGAUGCUUCAGACUCGAGUGAGGAGAGCGAAGACGACAUGGACGUGGAUGAGAAGAAGCCCCUGCCAGAACCCAAGGGGGAGGCCAAGUCCAAGUCGUUGGGGUUCUUCAAGCAAGCCAAGAAGUCUUACCUCAUGUUCCCGGUCAAGGAGGAGAAGAUAAAGUGGGACGACUACGGAGAGAUUAUUCGUCCCGAGGACUUCGUGAUGGUGGACAAGACGACACAAGAGGAAGAAGCAGACGACACGAAAGCAGACGACGACGACCUUGCCCAGGACGUGGCCGAGGUGCCCACCAAGUGCCUGGAGAGCACGCUGAGCCUGGAUGUGAACGCGUCGCUGCAGUACAUCGACUUCGAGGGCCGCUCGGACGGAGAGUCCGUGCGCAAGAUCAUCUCUAUGAUGAAGCCCCAGAGGGUGAUCCUGGUCAGGGGCAGCCCCGACGCCACCCAGGCCCUGGCCGCAUUCUGCCGGACCUCGGGCGCCGUCCAGGGGAGGGUGUUCACACCAAGGCCCGGGGAGGUGGUGGACGCCACGACGGAGUCGCACAUUUACCAGGUGAAGCUACGGGACUCGCUGGUGAGCUCGCUGCAGUUCUCCAAGGCCAAGAACGCCGAGCUCGCCUGGCUGGAUGGGGAGAUCAUCGCUGAAGAGCACCUGGCACCUGACGGUUCCAGGGAGGAUGCGCCAGACGUGGAAGAGUCAAGAGACAGCAUGUACAUACUCCAGCCGCUGCCUCCAAGUCAGAUUCCGGGCCACGCCACCAUUUUUGUGAACGAGCUGAAGCUGUCGGACUUCAAGCAGGUGCUGCUCCGCAACGGAGUCCAGGCAGAGUUCUCCGGCGGAGUGCUCUACUGCAACGGCAUUGUCGCAGUGCGGAGGAAUGAAGCUGGCCGGAUCAACAUCGAAGGCUGUCUGUGUGAAGACUACUUCAAAGUGCGAGAGAUCCUGUACAAGCAGUAUGCCAUCAUCUAACAUUAAAAACAGGGAAGAAAAAUGCA